GUUUCCUAGUACGAUGCGCAUCCAGUAUCUUGUAAUUUAUAUUAAAUGUAAAUAAUAUUUUUAGCAAACUUAAGUAAGUUAUUUAACACGCCACACUUAGAGAAGUGUGAAAGCAGGCUCGAUGACAAUAUAAGUAAAAACGUUUCGACACUUAUGUCCGUCAGCAGUAAUUGUCAUUCCACUUGUCAGCAUCCACAGGUAUCUUGUGUCAUAUUAAAAGCACUUAAGGUCCAGGCGGUUUAUAGAUAUUUUGUUUAAUCGUUUUUUGGUUCUUGAUUUCAUGACAUCAAUGUAAAUCAAUGUAUUAGCUGAAUAAAUUAAGUUGUCAUCUGUUGUAUUUACUUUACAGAUUUAUGGACAAGGGUCUAAUGUUUGCUUCAAAUAAAUUUUGUCUAAUUAAAUAACCCCUUAAGGACAAAUUAUAUGUUAUGAUGUUGCAAAUUGUCUCCUAAAUAGAAUACCCUGUGCUAUUACAAUUUGACAUGAUUAAAUAUUUGCAACUCCUCACAAACCUUCCACAGUUAAAGGGUUACUCCAACCUUCAUGACGACUUCUGCUUUUAGAAGUGGCCAUGGAGCAUGGAAUCUGUUCCCGCAGCGUUUCAGCUUGAAACGCUGCACAUACAGAUAUGUCUGUAAUUUGGUGCCUAGGGUUAGUUGUACCCACAGCAUACAUGACAUGCUGAAUGUCUUUCUUGCAAAGUUUAUAGAACCAAAACAGAGAGCGCCUGAGUGACAACCCCUAAGCAUGCCUUCCAACAGUCCUGCCUUCAGUCGGAUAGUCCCGAACUCAGGGUCCUGUGCCCUUGUCCUGCUUCAGUGCCCUGGAGUCCCACAGCUGGGGUCACCAGGGAACUGUGUCCAGGCUGCACAGUGCGAGUGCAUCAUUAGAACAUUAGAUGCCCUUGCACUGUGUAGCGGGCACUAGGAGUGUUUUGGCGGCGCUCCCUUCAUGUUCCUGAUAGCUUGCAGCCAGCCAGCCAGUUUGUGUGUCAAUGGAGAGUCCUACCCUAAUUGCGUAGUUCGUGACAUGUGUCACAUCACUGGCAAUGCCUCCCUCAUGGCCCUGCUCAUUCUUCCCAAUUAGAAUCAAUGAAAUGUUGUGAGAUAUGCACUAGAGGUGUGUUAGAGACAAAUGUUUACACAAUUUUUUCUCAUAAAAGACAGUGUUUACUAUUGUCAGACUGAAGGGACACACUCUUUCCACUAGGAUCACUUCAUUAAGCUGUAGUGGUUCUGGUGCUUAGAGUUUCCCUUUAAAUGAGUGCAGCAUUUCAAUAUGCGGUAGGAUCUUUAACGGUUGGUUAAUAAUGAUGGGAUUUUUCCUUUAUUGGUCCUGAAAGAGUUAAAGGGAUAUUCUAAGCACUUUGACCCAGUGCCAGACCAUUAGGGUAUGCAGCAUUUUGCCACUUAUAAUGAGUGAAUUGUUGGCACAAGGCACUUUGCCCUUAUUGCUCUCUUUUCUUGGUAGGAGCUGUAAACAUUGACAGGACUCUAUCUAUCUCCCUUGGUAAGCAUCUGCAGCAAGUGAUCUGUUCUUGCCUGCUGUAGCAGAUAUAGAACCACUUCUUGCUUAACCCCUUAAGGACACAUGAGAUGUGUGACAUGUCAUGAUUCCCUUUUAUUCCAGAAGUUUGGUCCUUAAGGGGUUAAAGACCAUGCAGUUCACCACUGAGAGGGGCUGGAUAUGAUUUGACAUUAUAUUCUCUCUAUCUCUCAGACUGUACUGCACCAGACUAUAAGCUGAACUGGAUACACCAUAAAAUUUUUCAAGCGUAUACAUCAUGGUUACUCGGUCACCAAGUCAUAACCUAAGGAGUAUUCUAGAUGUAAAUUCCACCACUAAUAAAGGGAAUAAUUCACAUGAAAUGAGCAGGAGAUAACUGUGUCAACAAAAUUAUGUAAAUUGGUCAUAUUGUCUGAAAAAAGACACCUAAAAUGUGGCUGUUAGGAACAGAAACCUGUUUAUCAAAAAGUUUGUUCCUGAACAUGUUUUGUUUCUCAGUACAGGACAUUGAACCGAAUCAGUGUUGCUGCUCUUGAUUUAGGACAAGAACAAGAAUUUUAGGAAGAAAAGAACGCCUCCAAAAGGAGGAUGUCUAAAGUUUUGAAAAAGAGAAAUGAUAGAAGGCGCACUAAGAAAAAAGAAUUGCUUUGCUCUCCACAAAUUCAAGAUGAAGUGGGUAAGAUUAGAGAAUAUCAUUUUUUUUGUUCUGUGGUUUGCAUCGAAGUCGAAUGGCAUCUACCAGGCAGGCCAUAAACAUGGUGACUUCUGCUGCUCAGAAAGAAUGCUCAAUGUCAAAUGAUGCUCACAUGAUGUAUUAAUGCUGUCCUAGCCUAUAAACAAGAGGUAUGAUAAGAGAAAAAUCUAUUUAUCUGGGAGGACAUAUCUCUUGCUGUUUCAGCACAGCAUGUGUUUUGGCCCUUUUAUCCCACCGAUCUAAGAGAGGAGGUUGAAUUUAUUCAAAUUUUUUAGAUACUUCUGCAGACUUUUGAUGAAGUGCAUUCCAUACAGAAAACCUAAGCUCUGGCAAUUCAUACAUUUAAAGGGAUACUCUAAGCACCAAAAUAGUUUUGAUGAGGUGGUUUUGGUGUAUAGCUGCAGCCUCACUGCUCAAUUAUCUGCCAUUUUAGACAUCUCCCUCCCCCCACUCCUUCAAUAGACAUCACAUCUUCGCAUUAGGCAGUUUCUUUUUCUGUUUAUCUUCCCAUCUUUGCCUCUUUGCAUUUCACAUCCCCCUCCAGAUUAUACAACUCCCCUGACAAAUUAAAUACCCGAUCCUUACUACAUUACACACCUUCUUCCUACCACAUUACACACCCUGAACCACAUUACAUUCCAAGGUAUCCAAAUUACAAGCCUGCCGUCCACAUUACACACUUGCCAUCCACAUUACACUCCCCCUUCACAAUUAGGAAAACAUACUGAUGGUAGACCACUUCCGUGGAGAUAGGGUAUAUGGGCUGCAGUGCGGGCUAGAUUUGCAGUGCUUCCAGAGGCAAAUCAAGGUCAUGAGGUUUUAUUUGUGCCUCCCAAUCACCUCCUCCACAAAAAGUUUAGAUUUCCAUGCUAUGCAAAGCCCAUCUGGUCGCUUCUGACCUAUACAUUUACUGAGAGAUGGUACCUGGGAUGAGGAUACACAAUGACACAUAAACACAGUCCCUGGCACACAGACAUUGACCCAUACAUGCAUACAUUACCCUAGUAACUGUGUGUAAAGAGCCUCAAUCUGGUUCUUAUUACUCAGGUCAAUGACCAGACCUGGGAGCAGAAAGAACUCUUCACUUGUUGAUAGUAUGAGUAGCCAGGGGCAUGCAAAAAGCGAUGGGUAGGUGGGUGUAAAACAGAGAUAGAUGGAAGCCACUUUGGACUGCAUCUAUCACUGUAUGAAUAUGUAUUAUGAGCUGCAUCACAAAUAGCCUUAACUAUCGUAGUUAUGCCGGAUGGUACCCCAUCUGACCAGGUGACAUCUGAUGCCCCUGGCUCCCCUUUCAUAACACUUCUGAUUGCUCUCUCCCCCUUUGUCUCUCUUUAUGAAUCUGAGUGUGACCAGGCUAUACUGACAUCGUAUUCCGACUGAGCCCUGAUUCGUAAGAUAGUAAGCACAGUAUCUUUGUGAAAAGAACACACAGGGACAGAACUUUAUUAACAAUAUUGUGGGUGGUCAAGGAGAUCUAACGAUCUCCCUAGGCUCCUCACAGCAUCACCCAGUGCCCCAGGUAAAUGUCUUAUUUACACUAGAAAAUGGUAAUGUUGGCCCUGGAGGCAUGAUCUGUACACCAAAACUGCUUCAACAAGCUAAAGUUGUUUUACUGCAUAUAGUGUCUCUUUAAACUGAAUUUAUCGUAGGCUUAUGACAAGGUACACUGCAGGGCAGAGAAAAAUGUUACCCUUAUACACUGUCAGUCAAAUUGCUAGGUUACAAAUAGAGAAAAUGAUGGACAAUGCCUUACAAAAUGGGUCAACUCUAGUCCAUGUAAAUUUCAAGCAAAAACAGAAACACUGCAGAUUAGUAAGGAGUGGCAGAAAACCUAGACUUAUGAAGCAAAAUUUGCACAUAGUACCUAACGUGUGUGCCUAUUUAGAAAUGGGUCUUUCUUCCCAGAAGUACUAAUUGGAACACGUGAUUAUGAAUCUUAGACUAUCACUGCCAUCCAAAUAUGAUGAAAUUGUUAUUGUGGAAGUGUAAAUACUGCAUUAGUAAUGUGGCUAAUAAGGGGCCAAGCCAGGGGGAUUCCAGCGUUUUAGAAAACUGCUAGAAAACAAUUUGGCACAGAACCUUGGGAUUCCACCCACAGUCUACUGGAAAAGUAUCCACUACAACAGACUGUAGUGGUUGUGAUACUUAAGUCUCCCCUUCAAUGUUAAAACCAGGUUACAUUAAAAACAUCCAUGGUUCCCUUAGUGUGAGACGUUCUAUCUACAGCAAAGGGUGUGGAAUUACUUGGGUAAUAGGAAAGAUUACCCAAGUAAUUCCAUGGCUACAGGGUAACUCUUCUCUCUCUUUGCCUUUGCAUAAAUAAUCUUAGUCUUUGUGCAUGCUAAACACAUUUAAAGUGUUUUCUUUCUGUGCAUAUUCAUUAUCAGAAGUUCAGUCCAGCAUUGGAGACCUUGUAUUGGCAGCUGAGUUGAUGGAAAAAGUGAGUGAAGAAACACGCCGGGGUCUUGGAGAGAUUAGUAAAUGUAUAACACAUGACCAUGGAGAUUACUGUGUGCCAGAUGACCCUACAGUUUUGAAACAAAUGGUGAAGGAGUUAAAGAAAACCUCUUACCAUCAGAACCAGCUCCUCCUUUCACUGCAUGAAUCAUUGGACAAUAAAGAGAAGCAAUGUCAAGAACUACAGGUAAUUGAAAACCUGUUUCUUAUAAGUAUUUUUUGGCCUUUGCUAUAUUUUCUUUCAAUGUGCAAGAAAUAGGACAGUUAUGGAAAGUGAUUUGUUUAGAAUAGGCCAAAUCACUUUUUUUUUCAUCUUUGAAUGUGGUCCUGUCACUUGGAGGUCUGUGUAAUUAAUUGCAAAGCCAUAUCUAGGUAACAUUUUAUAAGUUGUAGCAUCUGAUUGUGGAAUACAAAGGGUAAUCUACUCUUCAAGGCAGUUUGAUACUCCUCGGGUCACAUAAAAAGAUGCAUUUUCCUAUCAGCUUUCAAUAGUGACAACUAAUGGAGAAAGUAAGAACAAGGCUACUUUUUUGUCAGUCAUUACAGAUGUUUAAACUGCAAUUGGAUAAAUACUUACAAAAACAUAACAUACAGGGAUAUAAUUUCUAAUUAGUGGGGUAAUAGCUGCUUGAUCCAAGGAGACAUCUGACUGCUAUUUUGGGGUCAAGAAGAAAUUUUGUCCUAGUUUGUGGCAAAAUUGGAAGCACUUCAGACUAGGUUUUUUGCCUUCUUUUGGAUCAACAGCGAAAACAUAUGUGAGGAAGGCUGAACUUGAUGGAUGCAAGUCUCUUUUCAGCUAUGUAACUAGAAAUGAAUCAGUAUCAUAGUAGUGCCAAGUCCAAUAGAGUACACUAGAAAAGUACCCCUCUUUCUAAUGUGCAGAAUUUAAACAGCAAAGUAGAGAGUGGGUAAAAUUGCAGUUUUGAUGAUGCAACUAUGACAAUAAACAAUGCAAUUGUAGUCUUCCUUUUUUAGCAUUAUAUAUUCUUAUUAUCAUUGGUAUUUAUAUAACGACAACAUAUUCUGUAGCGCUUUCCAAUAUUAUAAGAGGAGAAGAUUUAACAAUAAAUUAGACAAUUACAAAAUGUUACAGGAACAAUAGGUUGAUGAGGACCCUGCUCAAACGAGUUUACAGUCUAGAGGAAGUAGGUUAUAAACACAAUAGGACAGGAUAUAGCAACCAAAGAAGGUAGUGAGGCAGAGCUGGAGGAGAAAAAAGUGCUGCCCUCUAGGAGAGAGCAAGGGACAGAUAUGUGAGCUGGAGGUUUCUCUGGGAGGCCAUAAGCUUUCCUGAAGAGAUGGGUUUUGAGGCAUUUUUUAAACGAUUGGGGGAGAGUCUGUUGGUGGUAGGCAGGCUAUUCCAAAGCAAGUCCUGCAAGCAUGAGUUGGCCUUAUGGGUGCUAGCAGCAGACAGGAGAAAGUCUGUUUUGGGCAGAGAGACCGGGAAGGGCAUACCUGUGAAUCAGUGAAGAGAUAUAACAGGGGCUAGAGUUGUUCAGUGCUUUAUAGGUAUGGAUUAGUACUUUGAAAUUGACUCCUAUAGGAUACAGGAAGCCAAUGUAAGGACUGAUUGUGGUGUGAGAGUAGAGACUGAAGAGGAAUAUCAGUCUGGUGGCAGCAUUCAUUACAGACUGUAGUGUGGCAGUACAGCUUUUGGGAAGACCAAUUAGGAGAGAAUUACAAUAGUCAAUGCGAGAGAUUACUAGAGCAUGAACAAGCUUCUUAGUAGCGUCUUGGGUAAGAAAGGGGUGGGCAAUGUUUUUUAGGUGGAAUCAACAGGAUUUGCUAACAGACUUGAUGUGAAGUUUACAGUUGAGGCCAGAAUCAAAUAUAAGACCAGGACAGAGCGCUGGGAAGAAUAGGCUGAAGUGGGUACCAUCAACUUAAAGGGAGAGAGAAAGAGGAGGAUCAGUAUUAUGAGGAGGAAAGACAAGAAGCUCAGUUUUGGAGAGAUUAUGUUUCAGAAAAGGAAGAAAGCCAAGCAGUGAUUGGUUGCCGGACUGUGGGGGAGAGGGCCGGGAGGAGAGAUAUAUCUGGGUAUCAACAGUGUACAGGUAGUAGUGGAAUCUAAAUGAGGUAAUAAGUUUGCCAAGAGAGGCAGUGUAAAGAGAAAAUAGAAGGGGGCCAAGAAUAGAGCCUUGGGGGACUCCAACCGACACAGGACAAAGAGAGGAGGUAUCAUUAGAAAAAGAGGCACUGAAUGAGCGUUGGGAGAGAGAGCCACAAAAGGACAGUGUCAUGGUGACCAAGUGAUUGAAGAGUUUGGAGAAGGAGAACAUGAUCAACCGUGUCAAAGGCAGCAGAGAGGUCAAGAAGAAGUAGUAUACAGUAGUGGCCUUUGGAUUUAGCUGCAAUUAGGCCAUUUAAUAAGAGCAGUCUCAGUAGAGUGGAGGGGGCAGAAGCCAGACUGAAGAAGAGAGUUGGAAUUAAGGAAGCAAGACAGACUGGUAGAGACAAGACUUUCCAGAUGCUUUAGAGAAAAGGGAGCAGGGAUAUGCUAUGAUAGUUAGAAGGGGAGGACACUCUAAGAGAUGGAUUUUUUAAGAUGUGUUCUACGCUAUAUAGGUUUAAUUUACUUUACAAAGAUGUAAAUAAUUUACAUACCUGUUUGUAUUAAGGAGACUGUUGCCAUUAUCCCAUUACCUCCCAUGGACUUAUAGAACCAACCUGGGGAACCAGUAAUGGUAAGUCUAUUGAUUAUCAAAAAAACAACCAAAAGAGGAGAUAUGAGAACUUUGUCAAGUGACAGUGGAAGUUCCUUAUGCAGAAUAUGACCGGCAUACAGGCUAAGGAAAAUGAAUGCACCCUGAAUCACAUCCAAUGCUCCUACAUGACAUAGGACAGGAAAGAUAAUUCUCCUCUAGGAGAGUCAGUUUCCAUUAUAUAUUUUAACUGUCUUAGCUUCUUGAUCCAAGGAGAUAUCUGACUGCCAUUCGGAGGUCAAAAAGGACAUUUUUCAUAGUUUGUUGCAAAAUUGGAAGUGCUUCAAACUGGGUGUUUAUGCCUUCUUUUGGAUCAACCGCAAAAAGAAAUGUGAGAAAGAAUGAACUUGAUGGACACAUGUAUCUUUUAUUUAUUUAUUACUGGCAUUUAUAAAGCACCAACAUAUUCAGAAGCGCUGUACAAUUAGGGUAGAACAUACAACAUGCAUAGACCAAAAGAAAAGGUAAAGAAGGCCCUGACCGUGAGCUAAGAUCUAGCCAAUGAAGCUCUUUUAUGCAAAAUGCUUAAACCCUUAAGGACCAAACUUCUGGAAUAAUAGGGAAUCAUGACAUGUCACGUGUCCUUAAGGGGUUACAGCCCUUGAGUUUACAAUCUAAAUGAUAUAACUGGGAAUUUGAGACGAGGAAGCUAUAGAACUAUCUGUUAGAAACUAGUGUUAUUUUGUUGUGUAUGCUGUCCAGAAAUAAAUUAUGCAUCUUUAACCCCUUAACGCCGUUGCAGCGUUCUAUCCCGUCCCCAUUAUAAUGGGCUUUAAAGCCGUUGCGGCGGCAUAGAACGCCAUAACGGCUUAAGCCCCCAGGAGGUCCGCGGUACUUAACUCUGCUGCAAUCCUCUUCGGGAGGACUGCCUGACAGCCCAGGCAGCCAUCCACCGGCAAAUCAGGCCACCGGGGACCAUGCGAUCGCUCUCAAAGAGCAAUCACAUGGCCGCAAUAGCUGGCUGUGGAUCUGCCAGCAGGGGGACUGUCUGGGUUGUCAGACAGUCUCCUUGCUGGUGGGUAGUGUAAAAAAAAAAUAUUAAACAUGUUUAAAAUAAUUUGUGUGUGUGUGUAUAUAUAUAUAUAUAUAUAUAACGUCAUAUGUAGUGCAUUUUAAUAUUAAUAUAAGUACAUAUAUUAGUAUUAAAAUACACUUAGAAUUAAGUUUUAUAUAUAUAUAUAUAUAUAUAUAUGUCCAGACUCUGGCACUCAACCCAAAACGAAUAAAUCAAAACAAUAUUACCCGGGUGCCUCCAGGCCAAUACAUAAACAAAGUAAGACAGGAGCACUCACUUGGAUUUUCCAGUAAUGUAUUAUAAAGUGUUCAUCAAUCUUAGAUCAAUGUUUUGAACCUUCAGGGGUCUUUAUCAAGAUAAUCCAGUGUUUGUGACUAAGUGGCUACUAAAAAAGACUGGACAUACCCCACUUGCAAUACCUUGGGUUGUUUACUUUUGCAAAUGGUAUGCCAUCAUGGGGGUAAUUCUUAUUCCUGGGCUACCACCGGAUCUCAAAGGUAACAUUACUAAUCUGGCAAAUUUUAAUGUGAAAAAAAAUGAAAAAUGGAAUGUGCUAUAUUUGACAGUGUACCUUUCCAAAACACCGUAAAAUCUGUUAAUGGGGGACACUGUUGUACUCGUUAGACUUUGCUGAAUACAAAUAUGUGCAUUUUAUUGCAGUAAAAGUUUAACAGUAUUCACAUUCACAGCUAAAAUGUCAGGAGGAACUACAAUUUUUUUUUUAAAAAAUCUUAAUUUCUCAGUUUUUUUUAAAUAUUUUAUUCAUAAUAAAUUAUGUUUCAUAUACAAAUAGUUCAUGAGAAAUUAAAUACCUGUUUCUCCUGAACAAAAUGAUAUAUAAUAAGUGUGGGUGCACUUAAUAUGAAAGAGGUGAAUUACAGUUGAACAGACCUAUAACGCAAAUUCCAGUUUUUGUUUACAUUUUGUUUUGAUCAGAACGUGUACUAUUGACUCGGUCCUGAAGGGGUUUAACCCCUUCCCGCCAUUACGGCGUUUUAUGCCGUCCCACAAUAAGUGGGCUUGAAAGCCGUUGCGGCGGCAUAGAACGCCGUAACGGCUUUGAGCCCUGGGAUACUUACCUACCCUGCGCUCUGCUUCGGGAGGACUGCCUCACAGCCCAGGCAGCCCUCCCACGGCAAAUGAGGCCCCCUAUAGCUGGCUGUGGAUCUGCCAGCAGGGGGACUGUCUGAAAUGUAAGACAGGCACCCUGCUGGUGGAAAGUGUAAAAAAAAAAGAAUUAAACAUGUUAUAAAAUAAAUAUAUAUACACAUAUUAUAUAUAUGUAACGUCAUACGUAAUGUAUUUUAAUAUUAAUAUAAGUAUAUCUAUAUAUAUAAGUAUUAAAAUACACUUAGAAUGACGUUACAUAUAUAUAAUAUAUUUAUAUAUAUAUAUAAUAGAUAUAUACACAUAUAUUAUAUAUAUAUAUAUAUAUAUACGUAUAAUUACAAUAAUAAAUAAAAUAAAAUUAAUAAAUAAAAUAUUGAAACAAAUGUAAUAUCAUUCUAACUGUAUUUUGUUAUUAAUAUAUAUAUAUAUAGAGGUAACAAAAUACACUUAGAAUGACAUUCUAUAUCUAUCUAUCUAUAUAUAUCUAUAUAUAUAUAUAUAUAUAUAUAUAUAUAUAGAUAUAUAUAGAUAGAUAGAUAAAUACAUAUAAUUACAUAAAAGAUUACAUUAGUAUACACGUAGAAUUUAAAUACCUAUAAAUGCAUAUAUAUUAAAAUUCUACGUGUAUAUUUAAGUAAACUUUUAACAUAAUUAUGUGAUUUGAUUAAUUAAAAUUUGAUUGACAUGCCUGACAACACAGGGAGAAAGUGCAGAGAAUUUAAUUCACAAGCACUAUAUUUGACCCUGUAACUCUCCAAGACACCAAAAAACCUGUACAUAGGUGGCACUGUUUUACUCGGGAGACUUCGCUGAACUCAAAUAUUAGUGUUUCAAACUGGUAAAUUGUAUUACAACAAUGAUAUUUUAAGUAAAAGUUAAGUUUUUUGCAUUUUUUACAAACGAACUGCACUUUUAUGGACUAUAUUAUUGUUGUAAUAUGUUUUACUGUUUUAAAACACUAAUAUUUGUGUUUAGUGAAGUCUCCCGAGAAUAACAGUACCCCCCCAUGUACAGGUUUUAUGGUGUUUUGGAAAGUUAGAGAGUCACAGGCUUGCAUUUCGUUUUUUUUACAUUGAAAUUUGCCAGAUUGGUUAUAUUGCCUUUGAGAGCGUAUGGUAACCCAGGAAUGAGAAUAACCCCCAUGAUGGCAUACCAUUUGCAAAAGUAGACAACCCAAGGUAUUGCAAGUGGGGUAUGUCCAGUCUUUCUUAGUAGCCACUUAGUCACAAACACUGGCCAAAUAUUAGUUUUUGCUUUUUUCACACAAAAACAAAUAUGAACGCUAACUUUGGCCAGUGUUUGUGACUAAGUGGCUACUAAAAAAGACUAAACAUAUCCCACUUUCAAUACCUUGGGUCGUCUACUUUUUCAAAUGGUAUGCCAUUAUGGGGGUAAUUCUCAUUCCUGGGCUACCACACUGUCUCAAAAGUAACAUUACUAAUCUGGCAAAUUUCAAUUUGAAAAUGGAACUUUCUAUAUUUGACCCUUUAACUGUUGUACUCAUGAGACAUCGCUGAUUACAAAUAUGUGCAUUUGCAGUAAAACCUAACAGUAUCAUGACAUUCACAGCUAAAAUGUCAGACGGAAAUACAAAUUAAAAAAAAAAACUUAUUUUCUCACAUCUUUUUAAAUUUUAUUCAUAAUAAAUUAUGUUCCAUAUAUGAAUAGUUAAUGAUAAAUUAAAGCCCUGUUUCUCCUGAACAAAAUGAUAUAUAAUAAGUGUGGGUGCACUUAAUGUGACAGCGGUGAAUUACGGUUGAACAGCCAUAUAGCGCAAAUUCCAGAUUUUGUUAAGUUUUGUUUUGAUCAGAACGUGCACUAUUGACUCUAUCAUGAAGGGGUUAAAUAGGAUAGUAUAAAACCUUGUUGGGAGAGUUUCCAGCCUCUUAAUAUUUGUGAUUGGUUUAGUCUUGAAAAUGUGAAACUAAUGCCUUAGUACAAUUCUAUUAACCUUACUUUUGUGUUUCCAAAAUAAAGGAGAAGCUGGAGAAUGAUCGGUGGAUGUUGAUAGCUGAUAUGGGCCAACAAAUUUCUCAACUGGAAUCAGAAAUUAGGAAUUUACACUGUGAAAAGGAAAUAUUGGAAAAGAAAAAUAGAGAUCUACAAGAACAAUUGGCCAAAAGUUCUGGGACAGUUCUUUAUUUAGGUCAACAAGUAAAGGAUCAGGAAAGCCAAAGUGAAGAAAUCCGUUUCUGCAUGAACAGCAUAAAAAAUGAAAACAAGUGGGUCCGUUUCUAUACAGGUUUUGAUGGUUAUGAGCAUCUCAAUGAUUUUCUUGGCUUUCUCACUGCUGACCCAAAACUUUGCACUGGCAAAAUUCGGAAACGGACAGAGGUAGGACCUCAAAGUGCCCUGAACUUAGAGGAUCAACUACUUUUGGUUCUUACUCGAUUACGCCUUGGCUUAUUGCUUCAAGAUCUAGCCUUUCGAUUUAGAGUGUCUGAGUCCACAGUUUCUCGGUACUGGUUAAACUGGACAGAGCUUUUACAUGCGCGACUUACACAGGUAAGAUCAAUUGUAAAUAAUGAUUAGGUCAUCUGAGAUUACACUUUUUUUUUAUUAUUAUUAAUUUUUAUUGCAGCAUUUUUAAGGAAAAUUUACAAAAGGGCAAACCAAAUGUACAAAUGAGAAUUCAUAUAAAACCAAAAAUAAAGGGUACCUACAGUGAAGGUAAUUAACAGUAAGAUAAUACACUGGGAUCAUUUGGUCUCAUGAAGGCAAGAAGAAUGGUAGAAAGUGGUGAAAGAAGAAAAAGGUAAAUAAUAAAAGAUUCAAUAGUUUUACAUCUAUGAGCACACACUUUGAAAUAGAAAGUCCAAGUUUGUCUCAAUCCAUGAGUCCCAAAUAUUAUAAAAAUAGGGUGAGGUGCCAAUGAAAGAGGUCAACAGAGUCACCUUUUCAUUGUUGAAAAGUUAGAUUUUUUUAAAAAUUUUUCUUUUACUAGGCCAAUUGUAAAAGCAGAAUCUGUGCCCUUCCAACUUUUCACAAAUGUGAGUCUUGUCUCACUGGAGACUUUAAUGUGGAGGGCGCCUCCCAGCUCCACUACUUCAGCAGGCUGUAGUGGGCAUGGUGCCAGGAUAUAAAAUAUAUGAUAAACAAUUAUUUACACCAGAACCAAUCUAUAGGCGGAGCGCUCCAAGUGAGUUAACUCACCCCACUCUUGGUCUGUGUAAAAUGACCUAUACGUGGGGACAGAAUGGACAGUAAUAUGGUGUAGUAUAUCACAAAUGAUAAUGAAAAAAAUGAUGAAGAAUAUAGAACCACUCACAUGGUUCUGAGCCCUAACUGGACAGGCUCAGAUCUCUCAAGCAGGCGUGUUUAGGGUCACACAGAACCUUUACAGUAGACAAGGCUCUUGUUGUACCUUUAACGGAUGGAAACCAAAUAUAGUGCAGUAUCGGUAUAUAUAGGUGUAGAUGCCAAGAAAAUGCUAAAAAUUGCUCAUCUGAUUCAGAGCCUAAAUCCUGGCUCUGAGUAUAUACCGUAUAUACUCGAGUAUAAGCCGACCCGAAUAUAAGCCGAGGCCCCUAAUUUUACCCCAAAAAACUGGGAAAACUUAUUGACUCGAGUAUAAGACUAGGGUGGGAAAUGCAGCAGCUACUGGUAAAUUUCUAAAUAAAAUUAGAUCCUAAAAAAAUUAUAUUAAUUGAAUAUUUAUUUACAGUGUGUGUAUAUGAUGAAUGCAGUGUGUGUGUAUGAGUGCGCAGUGUGUGUGUAUGAAUGCAGUGUGUGUGUAUGAAUGCAGUGUGUGUGUAUGAAUGCAGUGUAUGUGUGUAUGAGUGCAGUGUAUGUGUGUAUGAGUGCAGUGUGUGUAUGAAUGCAGUGUGUGUGAUGCAGUGUGUGUGUGUGUGAUGCAGUGUGUGUGUAUGAGUGCAGUGUGUGUGAUGCAGUGUGUGUUUGUGUUGCAGAGCCUUGGUGGGAGGUGGGCAUUUUUAUAAAAAAAAAAAAUAUUAUUAUUUACAUUUUUUUUGUUAUAUUAUUAUUUUUUUAAUAAUUUUUUUAUUAUUAUUUUUAUUUUUUUUAUUAUUAUUUAUGUAUUAUUUUAUUUUUUUAGUUCAUUUUUUAGUUAUAUUAUUUUGUUUAUUAUUAUUUUUUUAUUAUUAUUUAUGUAUUAUUAAUUUAUUUAUUUUGUUGUCCCCCCUCCCUGCUUGAUACAUGGCAGGGAGGGGGGCUCUCCUUCCCUGGGGGUCCAGUGACAUUGGCAGUUCAGUGGGGGGAGGAGGGGACUGGCAGAGAGCUGUUACUUACCUCUCCUGCAGCUCCUGUCAGCUCUCUCCUCCUCCGCGCCGGUCCGUGCAGCUCUUCUGUCAGCUCCCACUGUAAGUCUCGCGAGAGCCACACUAUGACCCCGCGGCUCUCGCGAGACUUACACUGGGAGCUGACCGAGGUGCUGACCGGACCGGCGCGGAGGAGGAGGGAGCUGACAGGAGCUGCAGGAGAGGUAAGUAACAGCUCUGCCAGCCCCCAGUCUGCAUUAUGGCAAUGGAAAUUGCCAUAAUACAGACUGACUCGAGUAUAAGCCGAGUUGGGGUUUUUCAGCACAAAAAGUGUGCUGAAAAACUCUGCUUAUACUCGAGUAUAUACGGUAAGUGUGUGUGUCAAAAAGGGGACACAAACCCUUCUAGAUGAAUAGCAGGAACACAGGAUGCUGGUAUCAACAGUGGAUUAUAAAAUAAACAAUUUAUUAUAAAAUAUAAGGUGUAUAUAUAACAAAAUAAAAUCUAUAUAAAAAUACAGUAAUGAAGUUAACUCACUUGAAGCGCUCUGCCUAUAGAUUGGUUCUGGUUUUUUAACCAUUCCUUUUACCUUCCAUACGUUACUUUGUGUUAAGUUGUGAGAGGUUUACACAUUGGUGGUAGCAGCACAAUUUCCCCACUAUAAUACUUGUAAGCGCCUGUAUACACAUCAUUUUUUCUUUUGUAAUUAUUUACAUCAACAACCGAUAAAAACAAAAAGGAUAAAAUACAGAAGUCUUAAUUACUCACUUAGGUUUUCAAAGUACAACUUUUGUCCAGGGGGUCUCGGGCAAGGAAAAGAUGGAGACUCACUUAGAAUUAGAUUCUGACCCCCAAGCAAGUACACAAGCACCCUUCAGGAUCAUUAGAGAUAUACCCGGUGGAUUACUACGCCUCACCCAGAGCUGGAGUUAAGGCGUAGCUAUAGAGAUACUAAGUGACCACCCUCUUGUGUCCAGACCCACAUCAAUCCAAAUGGAAACAUUUGGUUCUAUCUUCUCUUAUGUACCCACCACAAAAAUAAUAAUUGCCUCUAUGAAUUUAUUAUUUUCCUAUUCUAUACAUAUGUUGCAUGCCUGCCUUGCUAUCCGAUAGGAUGGACACCACAAUUUCUUCCCCUAUGAUCAAGUUAGGCCACUCAUGUCUGGACUUGUUUAGAAGAUGGUGCUUGCCACAUUCCAAAUAUAACAAAGAUGAAGCUUAAUUAUUAUUCUGUGGGGUUAAUAUGAAUGUUUUUGUCUUUCCUUUGGAUAUGAUACUGGAACAAGGCUUGAACUAUCACUUACAAGGUACAUGUCAAAUGGAUGAAGAGACAUUCUAGUGUAGAACCUCACACCUUGCAGAGCCUUGAUUACUUCACAUCCAUUUGGUAAAAUCCUUUUCACAUUGCUAUGCCACUCAUACUACCCCUUCUGUCAUCUGACCUCUGUGGGGGUCCCAGCUUCAAAAGAUGUAACCUCUGUUGACCUUGACAAUACCAUAUCUGCCAUUUACUACACAAAUUACAUUAAAGGACAAUAUUCCAUAGUGUAAUAAUAAAUAAUGCACCCUUGCCGUGACAGCAAUUUCUUAUAAAACUGUUUUACAUUGCAUAGUUAAAACUACAUGGCCUCUGCACCCACACAACUUUAUUGAGAUUAAAUGGUUUGGGUGCCUUUAGUGAUCCUUUAAAUCUCAUAUGCCUCCUGCUUGCACAGUCUCUUAAUUUAUCCUAAUCCCUCUUCAGAAAAGUAAAAUCCUGUUUACACUAUGCUUUUAUUUAUUUUUUAAAUGCACAUUGCAAAAUGUAUUAAUUUAAGAGAAGUGGACACAGAACAAAACUCCACUUGAGGACUGGACAGUAAAUGAAUUGAUGGUAAAGGCACCAAACUUCCUGAUUAUUUCAGUUUGUGCAGUAAAGCUCUGGACUAUAUCCCACCCGGCCAGAUAAAGAUGUGCAUAACAUCCUUCAUGAAUUCUAAAUCUUGUUUAGGGACUUGAUGCAUUUUGCAAAGAGCAAGAAUUUAUAAAUAUAUAUUUUUAAUACCCUACUGUGAUGCCCCAUAUGUCCAGCGACUGUGGAAUGACAAUUCCUAAAGGCUCCAUGAUCAAUUGUAGAUAAGAGAGGAUGUCUAGUGUCAUUGCUCAUCUGGACAACAGAUAUAGAGUUAAAGGUCCUAAAUUCCAGUUAGGAAAGGACAGUGGAUUCUUAAAUGGGAAAGUGCUUGCAAUUAAUAUUUAACAACCACUUGAAAGGCAUUCUUUGUAUUGCCUUGUUGUAGUUAAUUUUCUCCUAAGAAGGCAUGGGGCUGAUAAUAGAUCUGUUGAAAGCCAUGGUCUGAAUACUGAAAUGAGCAUGUCCUGAACGAGCCCUCUAAAUUCAGUUGAGGGUCCCCUCUUUCACACUUUAUAUAAUUUCAGUUGUCAAUCAAAUAGCCGGUAGUGUGUUUUUCCUAAUUGCUUUGUAUCCAAGCAUAAAUCAGAGGCAAUACUUCUUUUCAUAGAGAAGCAUUGGAUUCCAUGUAAUCUGCCUACCAAUGCUUCUCUAUAAGAAUCAUUCUAAUGGCCAAGAAAUUAUCAGUACUGAUCUCUAAAGCAGGUGGAGUGUAGCUUCAGAGUGGUACUGUCUGCCUGCUGAAUUAUAGGUAAGUUAACCCUUUAUAUGUACACACACACAGGUAUAUGGGGGAGGCUCAAAUGCUUAAGUGCACCUUUAAUACCACUUCUCAAAAUAUGGUGGUAUUUACAUCAUUCAUGCUUUAUGGGUAACAUACUAAUAAACUACUUGGCUCCUUCCGGUGUACAACACCCAUAAUGCACCAUUGACCCUGCUGGUGAUUAGUGAUGCACCGAACGGUUCGCUGGCGAAUAGUUCCCGGCGAACAUAGCAUGUUCGCGUUCGCCACGGCGGGCAAACAUAUGCGCGGUUCGAUCCGCCCCCUAUUCGUCAUCAUUGAGUAAACGUUGACCCUGUACCUCACAGUCAGCAGACACAUUCCAGCCAAUUAACAGCACACCCUCCCUAGCAGACCCUCCCACCUACUGGAAGGCAUCCAUUUUACAUUCAUUCUCAAGCUGCAUGCUUAGUGAGAGGAGGGAAAGUGUAGCUGCUGCUGAUUAGAUAGGGAAAUGCAUAACUAGGUUAGGGUAUACAGUGUCCACUACAGUCCUGAAGGACUCAUCUGAUCUCUGCUGUAAGGACAGCACCCCAAAAUGCCCUUUUUAGGGCUAGAACAUCAGUCUGCUUUUUUUUUUUUUUCUGUGUAAUGUAAUUGCAGUUGCCUGCCUGCCUGCCUGCCAGCUUCUGUGUCAGGCUCACAGUGGAUACUGUACCCAGUGCCACCGCUCACUCACUGGUGUCACAAUAGCUUGCAUUUAAAACCCAAAAACUUUUUUCACUGUUAUAGAUUGAAUAGCAGUUAGUUGUCUGCCAGCGUCUGUGUCAGGCUUACAUUGGAUACUGUGCCCAGUGCCACCACUCACUCACUGGUACCCGGAUGAAAUUUAUUUUCACAAAAGGCAAUCCCCAACCUGUACUCGAUUGUGCAAAAAUAAAUAAUGGCAUGUCUGGCACACAGUGUUGGGGCAAGGGUCCAUCUGACCACUGAUACCUGGUCUGCAAAGCAGGUAUAUCACCUACACUGCGCAUUGGGCAAACCUGCUGACGGCUGCCAAGCAUGGAAUGCGUGGCUCUGCAGAGGAGUUGGUGACACCGCCACGACUUGCAGGCAGGCCUGCUGCCACCUCCUCUACAACUCCUACUCCAUCCUCUUCCAUAACCUCCUCGGCUGAGUCCUCUUCUGCUGCUGCGUCUUGCUCCACAUCAAUGGAUAGGGGACGUAACAGGGAUUAAACUGAUAAGAAUAGUACUACUUAACACACCACUCCUAUCUGGUGGCACAUUAGAUUGCACGCGCAGUGCCCCAAAUUUGUUGUGAUCUGUGAGUAAGGUAAAUGGUUGUCCAUACAAGUAAGGUUGCAGCUUUUUGAGGGCCCACACCACCGCCAGGCACUCCUUUUCAAUGGCAGUGUAUCUACUUCCCUGGACAAUAGUUUCCGGCUUAGAUAAGCCCCGGGUUGCUCGCCGCCAUCUGCUCUGACUUGGCUCAGUAAUGCUCCCAAUCCAAACAUAGAAGCGUCUGUAUGGACGAGAAAGCGUUUAGUUGGAUCAGGAGCAGAAAGUACAGGUGAUUUAAUGAGCGCCGUCUUGAGCUGUUGGAAGGCCUGUUCACACUCUGGGGCCCAUACUACUAUCUUGGGGAGGUUUUUACGCGUUCCUAUAUGGCACUUACUGGGCUUUAGGGUCAGUCCGGCCUCCCUAAUCCGGUCUAGUACGGCUCCUAUGUGGGUCAGGUGUUCGGGCCAGGAGCAGCUAAAAAUGGCUAUAUCAUCCAAGUAGGCGCAGGCAUACUCCUGAAACCCAUCCAGUAGCCGAUCUACCAUCCUCUGAAAGUUAGCCGGGGCAUUCUUCAUCCCGAAUGGCAUGACCUUAAACUGAUACAGGCCAAACGAGGUGACAAAUGCCGACUUGUGGAUGGCGUCCUCGGCUAAUGGAAUUUGCCAGUACCCCUUGCACAGAUCUAUUGUGGUGAGGUACUGGCUUCUGGCCAUUUUGUCUAGGAGCUCGUCUAUACAGGUUGUUUUAUCGUUUAGCCUCCGGUAGUCUACACAGACUACAGACUCCCGUUUCGGUACUAGUACUACAGGGGAGGCCCAGGGGCUGUCAGAGUGUUCUAUCACCCCUAACUGCAUAAUUUCCUAAAUUUCUUUCCGCAUAUUUUCUUUAACAGCUUCGGGUAUGCGAUAGGCGGUUUGGCGAAGGGGGGUCUGGUCUAGGGUUUCAGCUUUGUGAGUGGUUAACGGACUGUACCCAGGUAGGUUGGAAAACGUGGCCCCCUUGUCCUGGAUUUGCUCCUGGGGGUCUAACCGUUCUCCUAACUGUACUUCUCCCAGGUCUCUGCUCUGGUCCUCUAGGUCUAGGAGAUCUGGGAGUGGCAAAUUAUCAUAAUCUUCAGUUGCAGGUGCACAGAUCGCGGUUACCUCUUCGGUGCGCUCGUGGUAUGGCUUGAGCAUGUUCACAUGGAGCAUGCGCUUGCAUCCCGUGCCUGUGACCGCACCGAUCACAAAGGUGGUAUCACAAACCUGCUCUACAACCUUGUAUGGGCCCUGCCAGGAAGCCUGCAGCUUGUCCUUGUGGACAGUGUCAAUCCAUAUCUGCCAAGUGACCCUAUGUAGGGGGAACAGUCUCUAUUCUGCUCUGUGUCAGUGUGUAUCAUGGUCUCUGAGGACAGGUGUCAAUCCAUAUCUGCCAAGUGACCCUAUGUAGGGGGAACAGUCUCUAUUCUGCUCUGUGUCAGUGUGUAUCAUGGUCUCUGAGGACAGGUGUCAAUCCAUAUCUGCCAAGUGACCCUAUGUAGGGGGAACAGUCCCUAUUCUGCUCUGUGUCAGUGUGUAUCAGGGAUCCUGAGGACAGGUGUCAAUCCAUAUCUGCCAAGUGACCCUAUGUAGGGGGAACAGUCUCUAUUCUGCUCUGUGUCAGUGUGUAUCAUGGAUCUCUGAGGACAGGUGUCAAUCCAUAUCUGCCAAGUGACCCUAUGUAGGGGAACAGUCUCUAUUCUGCUCUGUGUCAGUGUGUAUCAUGGUCUCUGAGGACAGGUGUCAAUCCAUAUCUGCCAAGUGACCCUAUGUAGGGGGAACAGUCUCUAUUCUGCUCUGUGUCAGUGUGUAUCAGGGGCUCUGAGGACAGGUGUCAAUCCAUAUGUCAAGGUGUCAAUAUGUCAGGUGUCAAUCCAUAUCCAUUGUGAUUUAGGAAUGUUAGGUGAUUUCUGCCCUUUAUGGAUUAAAACCAGACUCUGCAUCAACUGUGUACUUUUCCAUGGGAGUUUUGCCAUGGAUCCCCCUCCGGCAUGCCACAGUCCAGGUGUUAGUCCCCUUGAAACAACUUUUCCAUCACUAUUGUGGCCAGAAAGAGUCCCUGUGUGUUUUAAAAUUCGCCUGCCCAUUGAAGUCACAUUUGCGGAAGUUCGCGUUCAUCACUACUGGUGAUACUUCCCCAGACAGGUCAACCUUGCAUAAGAACAUGCACUUCCUUGCCAGUGCAUCAGCAUACAGUGACAUUUGUCACCCUGUUUAUAGAUUACUCUAGCAAAUGUGAGAUAUGCUCACCACAGCAAUAUCACACCAUGUUUUCAGUACUUGCAGUGACACCCCCUCUUGGAGGAAUUCUGUGCCACAAAUUGAUAGGUAAGCAACCAUUUUUUUUUUCUCCAGGUUUAGUUCUAUAUAAUACAUUUCUAGCCGUUCUACUAGGAUCAUAUAUAGAUUAAUUUGCAUGUACUUUUAUUUAAACUUGUGUUUACCAUGAGUGGUUCACUCAUUAAAUAAUAUCUACAAAGGAUUAUGUACUUGGCUGUAGUGAUGCCAAGCUAUCUAGUCAUUAUUUGAAGCUUCAUGUAAACUCAGAAAAUGUGCCAGUCUUAUAAAUUCACUAAUCACCUAGUAAUAGCAGUGUUUUUCAUUUUCCAGAUUCCAAUUCUGUACAGCUCUAGAUACCUUGACCCUUUUGAACCAAAAAGAAAUAUACAACAUCAAGGCCUGAACUGUACAAUUCUGGACUGCACAGAUCUUUUUUUUGAAGUCCAAGCAAAGGAUCGUGUUAAAGCAGCUUCUACACACCCAUGCAGAAACCAUUAUUUACGACGUGGAUAUGCCAUAGCCUCUGCCAAUGGUUUCAUUACUUUUUCAUCUAGCUUACCUUUCGGAAUAGCCACAAAGGUAAUGGACGGCCAACCACAAGAAGAACUAGAUGGUGGAAUAAAUCCACCCUUGAAACUGCCACCAUUCAUGCAAAAUGUUCCAAUUGGCCUGACACAGGAGCAGCAGGAUAUGAGCAGGCAGGUCCUUAGUCUUCUAAGUCUUAUUGACAAAGUUCUAAAUUUCCGCUUUCUAAAGGGAAUAUACCCCCAGAGUAUGGAAAUGCAGGUUGAUAGAGCUUGGGUAAUUUGCUGCUACUUGGCUUGCCUUUUGCAUGAUCCAAUGGGAUUAUUGUAA
Molecule: messenger RNA, 20748 nt
Organism: Pelobates cultripes (western spadefoot toad)
Lineage: Eukaryota; Metazoa; Chordata; Amphibia; Anura; Pelobatidae
Source: the annotation of a GenBank genome assembly